Astyanax mexicanus (Mexican tetra) is the source of this 5577-nucleotide messenger RNA. RefSeq lists its product as uncharacterized. Bases 147 to 5225 code for a protein of 1692 amino acids. Gene Ontology annotation, biological process: neutrophil migration. NCBI's taxonomy places the organism in Eukaryota, Metazoa, Chordata, Actinopteri, Characiformes, Acestrorhamphidae. Gene Ontology annotation, cellular component: apical plasma membrane; cell surface. The record is from RefSeq and is a predicted model, not a curated record. The transcript has 24 exons.
AAUAAAAAGGACCUGCAGGUGCAGCAUCUCUACGCCCCUGUAUAACUGCAGCAAAAGAGACAGAGAGAACGAGAGAGAAACACUGAAGCUGAAUGGAAGUCUGCUCUUGUUCUACUUAGGGUAAAACUCCUUGGCAGUAAAUCACAAUGGGGUUUCUAAUCCCACUGUGUGUGCCCCUGCUGCUGCUGAUCAAUGGAGGACUGAUCAAAGGACAGACAACAGCUGAUUUCAGUGUGCUUGAUUAUGAUCCUUGCAACAACUACACUGAUCUGGACCAACCCUGGAGAUCCAGUAAUGCAGCUGGAUCAGGAUUUUGUGAUCAUUACUUUGACUGGGAUGGAUGGUACCGUCUGCUCUAUUAUGGGAUGAAUGUCCGCAUGUCAGAGAGCUGUGUUCCUGCAUACAGAUGUGGCACUUAUUACACUCUGUGGCUCAACGGGCCUCAUCCUGACAUAGAGGAUGGAGUGGUCACUCGCCAGGUCUGUGGAAAUGUAGGAUUUGACUGCUGUUACUUCAGUUCCACCACAAUACGAGUGAAAGCCUGCCCAGGAAACUUCUACAUCUAUGAACUUGUCAAGCCAACGUUCUGCAGUGCUGCAUACUGUACAGAUACGAGUACAUUAAACAUGACCACUUCUACAGCGAUGCCCCUCAACACAGAGUCUGUUGAUUUUCCAACAACCAGUCCAUCCACCGCCACCUUUGACCCCUGUGACAACUACACUGUUCUUGAUGAUGUCUGGAGAACAAUGUACAGUUACUACGGCUAUGGAUACUACACUUGGGGUUAUUCCAGCUUCUACAGUAGUCAUGAUGACACCACUACUGAAUGGGACGGCUGGUAUCGACUGUAUCUUCAGGGUGAGAAUGCACAGAUUCCUGAGUGGUGCGUGUACUACAUGACCUCUGGUGGUUACAUCCCACUACUGCUUGGUGGCUCCCAUCCUCUAAUAAAAGACGGAAUUGUAAGCCGAGAAAUCAAUGGCCCAUACAACUAUGGAUACUACAGUGACCAGUGCAAUUACUACAGAUCCAACCCAAUUCAAGUGAAAGCCUGUCCAGGACAUUACUAUGUCUACAAACUCGUCAGGCCAGAUGUGUCCAUACCCGCACCCAUAUACACUGCAGUUAUUUUAAACACUCCCAGUUACGACCCCUGCAGUAACUAUGUCUCCCUGGAUCAACCCUGGAGAGCCAACACUGGAAGUGGAAUGGGAAUUUGUGACAGAAACUUCAACUGGAAUGGCUGGUACCGGCUGUUCUAUUAUGGGAUGAACAUCCGUAUGUCAGAGAGCUGUGUUGAUGUGAACAGAUGUGGUACUUAUUACACUCUGUGGCUCAAAGAUCCUCAUCCUGAGAUAGAGGAUGGAGUCGUCACUCGACAGGUUUGUGGAAAUUCAGGAUAUGACUGCUGUAACUUCAAAUCCAACCCAAUUAGAGUAAAAGCAUGUCCAGGAAAUUACUACGUCUAUGAGCUUUUGAGUCCCAUGACCUGCAAUAUGGCCUACUGCACAGAUGUCAACACCAUAACUCAAACUCCUGCUCCAACAACUGUGGCCAGCAGUGCACAACCUAACAUGACCCUGGCAGGCAAUGUCACCAGCUCCAUGUUUGACCCCUGUGAUAACUACAACGUCCUUGAUGAGUACUGGAGGAGCACUAAGCGCUAUGACACUGGUCAUGAUGAUACGAUUGUUGAAUGGAAUGGCUGGUAUCGGCUCUUCCUUCAGGGAGCGAGCGCUCAGAUGCCUGAGUGGUGUGUGAGCUACAUGACUUGUGGGGGUUACACUCCACUUGCACUUGGUGGUGCUCACCCUCAGGUUCAGGAUGGUAUCGUCAUCAGAGAAGUCUAUGGGUCCAGUGGAAGUCAGUGCACAGCCUACAGAUCCAAUUCAGUCCAAGUCAAAGCCUGCCCAGGAAAUUACUACGUCUAUAAAUUAGUGAAGCCUGAUGUAUCAGUCCCAAUGCCUUCAUACUGUGCAGUAACUGUUAACCACCCCAGUUUUGAUCCAUGUAAUACCUACACUGCUCUGGAUCAACCCUGGAGAUCCAGUAAUGAGACUAACCUGAAUAUUUGUGACCAUUACUACUUUAACUGGAACGGCUGGUAUCGACUGUUCAGUCAUGGGAUGAACACUCGUAUGCCGGAGAGCUGUGUUGAUGUGAACAGAUGUGGCACUUAUUACACUCUGUGGCUCAACGGUCCUCACCCUCAGAUAGAGGAUGGAGUGGUCACUCGUCAGGUCUGUGGAAAUACAGGAUAUGACUGCUAUUACUUCAGAACUACAACCAUUCAAGUCAAGGCAUGCCCAGGAAACUACUAUGUCUAUGAGCUCGUCCGGCCAGAUUACUGCAACAUGGCCUACUGUACAGAUGGCAGCUACAUAACACCAACAUCAGCUCCAGCAAUGCCAGUCACUCCUGAAGAUUUCAGCAUGAACACUAAUUUUACCACAGAGUACAGUUUUGACCCCUGUGAGAACUACACUUCUCUUAAUGAUGAGUGGAGAUCUACUCAGAAUUUCUAUGGCUACAACAGUCAUGACGACACUCUUGUGGAAUGGAGCGGCUGGUAUCGCCUCUAUCUCCAUGGUAACAGUGCUCAGCUUCCAGAGUGGUGUUCAAACUACAUGGCAUGCGGUGGUUACACUCCACUUCUGCUUAACGGCUCUCACCCACGACUUCAGGAUGGAAUUGUGACCCGAGAAAUCUAUGGGUCACGUGGUGACCAGUGCAAAUACUACAGAUCCAACUCAAUCCAAGUCAAAGCCUGUCCAGGACAAUACUACGUCUAUGAACUUCUCACACCGGAUGUUUCGAUCCCCAUACCAACUUACUGUGCAGUUAGUUUCAGUAUCUCCAGUUAUGACCCUUGUACUAACUACACCUCUCUCGACCAACCCUGGAGAGCCAGUAAUGCCACUGGAUUGGAUAUUUAUGACAGUAGCUUCAACUGGAAUGGCUGGUACCGGCUUUUCUAUUAUGGAAUGAAUAUCCAUAUGGCAGAGAGCUGUGUUUCUACAUACAGAUGUGGGUCAUAUUACACUCUGUGGCUCAAUGGUGCUCACCCUCAGAUUGAGGAUGGGGUGGUUGCUCGCCAGGUCUGUGGAAACAUCGGAUCAAGCUGCUGUCACUUUGGUUUUCAUGCAAUUCAAGUGAAGGCUUGCCCUGGCAACUACUAUGUUUACCAGCUUACCGAUCCGAAGGAUUCCUACAACAACUACUACUACUACUACUACUACUACUAUUACUACAACUACUACUACUACUACUACAACUAUGACACCUACUACUACCAUAACUACUACUGGAGUCCCAUGGCAUACUGUACAGAUGCCAGCAGCAUAACCCCGAUCCAAACUACAGUGACUACAGGCAAUGAAUCCAGUAUAACAAUCACUCCAUCACCUUAUGAUUCUAACUUUGACCCCUGUUACAACCACACUGUUCUCAAUGAAGACUGGAGGAACAUAUACUAUUCCUACACUGGUCAUGACGACACCACUGUUGAGUGGGACGGAUGGUACCGGUUUUAUCUUCAAGGAAGAAAUGCUCAGAUAUCUGAGGGAUGUGUGAGCUACAGAAAAUGUGGUGGUCACACUCCACUGGUGCUUGGUGGCUCUCACCCACGAGAACAGGAUGGCAUUGUUACACGAAGUGUUCUGGCGUUCUCUGAUACCAACUGCAAUUCAGUGUCCCAAUCCAAACCAAUCCAAGUGAAGGCCUGUCCAGGACAUUACUAUGUCUACAAACUCGCCAGGCCAGAUGUGUCCUAUGUAAUGCCAACAUACUGCGCAGUGGCUUACGAUUACCCAAACACUGACCCCUGUGAUAACUACAAUGUUCUGGACCAGUCCUGGAGAGCCACAAACAAUGCAGACCGGAACUAUGACUAUUACUAUUGGUGGUGGUACGCAUGGUGCGACAGCUACACAAGCUGGAAUGGCUGGUAUCGUCUUCUGUAUCACGGCAAUAACAUCCGGAUGCCAGAGUCAUGUGUUAAUCAGGGCAUGUGUGGCACUGAUAUCCCUCUCUGGCUGAAUGGUUCUCAUCCUCGACUGGAAGAUGGAGUGGUCAGUCGGCAGGUCUGUGGGAGCUGGUACGGUGACUGCUGCUAUUUUAAAUCUUACCCCAUUCAAGUGAAAGCUUGUCCAGGAAAUUAUUAUGUAUAUGAGUUUGUCAGUCCAGUCACCUGCUCAUCAGCAUAUUGUGCAGAUGUUGCACAUAUUACUAUGACUGAGGCCCCCACUACAGCAAUGGUGGACCCCUGUAAGGAGCUGAACUGCACUGCAGACGAGUGGUGUGGGGAGAGCAAUGGGGUCUAUGGCUGCUUCUGUAAUGAGAACAAUCCCAGACCAGGCAACGACUCUUAUGACUCCAAAGAAGAGUGUGAGAGCAGCUCUGGCACCAUGUCUCUGUCCCGCUGUCAGCUCUUUGAAGCUGGUUUCUCUGCUGACCUCCUGCACCUGAGCGACCCCAACUGCACAGGGACAAUCCAGAACGGCAGACUGGUCUUCCAUUUUAAUAACGAUGACCAUAUCUGUGGCACCAGUCUCAUGGCCAACGGAACCCACUUCAUCUAUGAGAACACUAUCCAGGGGGGAGCAGACUCAGGAGGAGGACCCAUCCACAGAAAGAAAUAUCUAGAACUGCAGUUCUCCUGCAUUUAUCAGAUCAGCCAGACACUCUCCAUGGACACCGAAUUGACCCCUCUGCAGAGCGUAGUGCACAAGAACCUUCCAGAUGGUCAGGGGAUGUACCAGGUCAGAAUCGUUCCCUAUCAGGAUGCUGCCCUCUCCCAACCUUACAACGGCAGUGUGAAGAUAGUGGUGGACGAGAGGAUCUAUGUGGGAGUGUUUGUUCAGGGGGUGGACAGUCGUCAGAUUGCCACAGUGAUAGACUCAUGUUGGGCCACUCCUGAGAGGGACCAGCACCAUGCUGUCCGCUGGGAUCUCAUCACUAACAGAUGUCCUAAUUCAGCAGAUAAGACAGUGGAAGUUCUUCAGAAUGGUGUCUCCACUACUGGCCUUUUCUCCUUCAAGAUGUUUGCCUUUAACGGGAACUACCAGAAGGUUUUCCUUCAUUGCUCCAUUUACCUUUGCCUUCUGCAAAACAACAACUGUGCAAAGGACUGUGUCCCUGGAUUUCACCCAAGGGUUGGCCGGUCUGUGAACAACCAUGACCUGGCCUCCAUAUCUGUGGGACCAUUCAUUUGGACAACUUAAAGCACAGGUGCAUGGACUCCACAGAUAAUGAAGGUUCAGAUCUUCUGACUCUACACACCCUUAGAAAGAACGAUUAUACACAACCCUGAUCUAAUCUCUUUUCAGUAAUUGUGCCACUAGUGCCAUUCUGAAUUUUUAUUUCAUUUUAAUAAUCUGCUUGGGAAUGAGUUUCUGCAACUGAAGAAAUAUAUAUAAUCAAGAUAUGCCGACUGUUAAAUUACAUACAUGAGCAUUAUUCGCCACUGACUUUGAUUUUUGUUGAUUUUUUUCAAAUAUGGAUAUAAUUAUCCAUGAUUACUAUGGUGAUUACUUUAUAUUAGCAUUAUAUAAUAAAUGUAUCUGACAAGCAUUA